AUGCGCGGCAUUUUGAAACAACGAGAAAACAUGGAGGUAAUCCGGAAUGAAUGGGACCAAGUCAUGAAUGCGCACAAGUUUAAAGCAUCGGUAUUUUAUAAGUUGCUGAUUGAUGAUGGCACAAGGGUGCUUUGGAGAAAAUUGAUAAAAUCCAACAGGGGACGGUCGCGAGCAGUGUUUUGCUUAUGGAAAGCAUGUCAUGGAAUGCUUGCAACCAAAGACAGGUUGAAACGAUUUGGGAUGAUUGAGGACAGCAGCUGCAAUUUAUGUCAUUCCGAGGAAGAAAUGAUGAAUCAUCUAUUCUUCUGUUGUCAAGAGACAAGUAACAUAUGGAAGGAAGUGCUCAAAUGGUUUAACAUUUAUCAUGAACCUCAACCAUGGGAUGCAGAGCUGGUUUGGAUCACCAAUAUAACAAAGGAAAAGGGAUGGAAAGUUGAUGUUUUGAAGAUGUUAGUAGCUGAAACCAUAUACAACAUCUGGGGGUAUAGGAAUAGUAAAAAUUUUGGAAACAUUGUAGAUAAUACAACCAUGGAUACUAAAAUCAUAGAUAAUGUGAUCUAUAGAAGGUGGAAAAACAUUAAGAUUAGAAAACAUAUUGUUAGUUUUAUGAUCUAA
Messenger RNA from Lathyrus sativus (Indian pea), 615 nucleotides. The record is from the annotation of a GenBank genome assembly. NCBI's taxonomy places the organism in Eukaryota, Viridiplantae, Streptophyta, Magnoliopsida, Fabales, Fabaceae.